CAUUUCUGUAGCAAAUAACAGCAAGCUACGAAUCGCCGAAUUUACUCUUUCCGCGAUGAAUCCUAACGAAGUAGUCUACAUUUCUAAUAUUCCCAAACAAACCUCACUAGCGGAGUUGCACAGUUUUCUAAAAUCAUCGGGCAAUGUGGUCGGUUCCACGUUCAUGCGUGAAAAUCGCAAUGAUUGCCGGACCAAGAUUGCCUUCGUGCUGUUCGAAAACGAAGCUCAAGCCGCGGAAGCUUGCAACUUGGACCAAACGCUCUUUCAGUCGCAUCGAUUGAGCGUUAUGAUGUCCAACGAUGAUCGCAAGUUUCUUGCUGGCUAUACAAUAGUAAUACAUGACACAUCUUCCGAUACAAGCGAAGAGGAUCUGUUCGAAGCGUGCUGUAGGUAUGGAAACGUCGAGACAGUACAAAUACCCACCAAUCACUAUGCAUUCGUCGGGUUUUCGGAACGAUCUGCUGCUCAUGCAGCGCACCGCAAGCUGGACAAUUCGAUGCUAAACCAGCACCAGGUAUCGGUGAAAGUUCUCGACGAGGAUGUACGGGUGCGGCUGGAAGAUUUGGAUAGCUAUAAAACUCCUCGUGUUUACAAUGAGCUGCUUCGUGCGAAGCAGCAGUACUUUGCUAACCUUCAAUCAAUCCGGAACGACAUGCAGCAGGAUAUGAUGAAUCAAGAGGAUGAUUUUCAAGACCAACAGUACAAUGAUGACAACGUCGACGAUGAUUUGUUGGGUCAGUUCAACCAAAACGAAUCCUGCGAUGAUUUCGUAUCAUCACAAGAUCAGCAUGCGUAUGAGGAAGACUAUAGUCCGCUGCUCGUUUAUCGACGCGAUGUUCGAUUUGGAAAGCUUCGGUUCCAAACGGACAAUAAGACGACUGUCAAAGUCGAAAAUAUUCCACGAGAAGUGUAUGACGAAGAUGUGGUAAUUUACUUUCAAAAAUUCGGUCCCAUCCGAAGCAUCGAGAAAGGUAUCUGUCUGAAUGCGCUGUUUUCGAAAAUUUACAUGAUCAACUAUCUGGAUGAAGAAUCCCAGCAGCGAGCUCUAAACUGCUUCUGCCGACAAGUGGUAUUGUCUGAUAUCAAUUGUACGCUUUUUACCAUGAUUCCCGGAGAGGCGCUUCAUCCGAUCAAAAAUCAAUCUGUCCUGAUUAACUUUGUACCGAGCUUUAUAUUGUACGAUGAAAUAAUACAGGCAUUUUCGGACAUUGGAAACGUGCUGUACGUCGAGAAGAAAGUUCGCAACAAUGGUCCGACGAUCGUGCAUUUUAGUCAUCAGAUCAACAUGAACGACGCGUGUCAAAUUGAUGAUAUUGCUGGCAUUAAAGUUUCCAUCGUUCCAGUGAGCCAAAAAGAGUUUGUAAGGUUUGCUAGCAGUUUGCCAGUGUUCCAAAGAGCCGUCAAGGGCAAGCUAACCGGUACACCCAAGGGCAACUAUCUGCAGGAAAUUGAAGCGAAAGAAGAACAAGAAAAAAAGGAUAACAUUACUUUCAAGACCGGGUUCGAUCCACACUACUACAACCCUAAUCCACAGAAGUACAGUUUUGAAGUGGUGCUUUACAACUGUCCCAAAAGCACAACGUUGGGACAGCUGAAAGGCUAUUUUAAUCGCGCCGGUGCAGUACUUGCUAUGCGCCAUGAACCGAGCAAAUUCGAUCCGAACACGUGGAAAGUGUUCGUCAGUUUUGCCAACUAUUUGGAAGCAUACCGAGCCAUAAGGUUGAAGGGUAAGUUUAGUGGAGAUUUAAUCUUCAAACACAUCGCUGCGGAAAGCCCCAGAUUGGACUGCGUGGAAGCUGUGAUGGUAACAGUUGAUUCAGAAGAAAAUCUUAGUGUGGCGCAAGUUGCACGUGGAUUUAUUAGAUGUGGAGGUUUAUAUUUUGCCGAGAAAACAUCUACAAACGAAUUCAUCAUCAUCUUUCGGGACAUAAAAGGAGCACAAAGAGCCUGCGAGAUUGCCACUAUUGAACGUCACCCAAUUGAUGUGUUCUGGAUGAAAGAUGUUUUGAAACAGAAAGGACGAAAGAAAAUAGUCGGAAUAAAUUUCAGUUCGUACUCCCAUUCGGGCGUAGAGGAAGAUGCCAAGGAUCACCGACCACGGGUACUGUUGUCCGAUAUAUUUGCUACCAAGGAGACGGAGGAACAGGAACCACCCCAACAGCAGAUUAUUGCACCAAUGACCAAAAGACAGCCAGAACCAUUAAUAGUGGAAAUCAUCAAUGAGCCUUGUGAAACACCCAAGGCGUCGACAAGCAGUGCCCCACCGCCAGACAUAAAGGGAGAGGAUCUUCGAAAUGUAAUUGCAGAAAAGCGCAUUAUCAAAUCGGAAUGCAAGGACCAGCUUAACAGUCUCGAGAAAAUGGAACGUUAUAUCAAGGAAAAGGAGCAGGAUAUCAAGCGGCGGCUGCAACAGUUGGAAAAGGACGAAGCUAACGUUACGGCUUUGUUGCCAUCUACCAGCACCAAGCGGAUUAAGUCAUCGGAAGAGAAAACUAAGGAACCAACCAGUGGUACCAAGUCGGAGCAGAGCGGCCGUGCCAGUGGUAGCGGAAGCAAGCAUCGCGUAUCACCCAUCCGAAUGGAAAGUUCGUCCGGCAGUCAAAGGAUUAGCACCCAUACAACGACGGUAGGAAAAAUUCCCACCUACACGGGUAAUAGCAUGCCAAUGUCAGACCAGAUGCGUUCCGUUUCGCCUUCAGAUCGUUUGGCUCACGAACGGUACAUGCAAAUACGGGUGGAAAAAAUUGCUAUUACACAGGAGUUGGAUUCACUGCGGCAACGGUUUGACUAUCGCAAAGGAUCACGGGUGGAUGCGUUACGGGAUCUUCUAGCAGGGUUGAACCGCGAGCAACGGGAAAUACAGAUACAGCUGGAAGCGAAGCGACGCUUCAGGAUGCCAGAAGACUUAAACUUUGCAGGAAGCUCGUUCGAUGUCUCACCUUCACCACCACCAAGGCGGUACAAUCAUCGGUCUUUAUCGCGGUCUCGUUCGCCGUAUCGUUCACCAUCUCGAUCACGCUCACGAUCCCGGACGUCUGGUAGAUAUGUACGUUCGCGCUCACGUUCGCACCGUUCCCGCCGUUUGACGCGAUCCCGGACCCGAUCACCGUUGCGAUGGUCACGCGCAUCCCGGUCGCCGUCUCCUCAAAGCUCCCGUCAUAACCGCCGCCGAACCAGGACUACGUCGAGGGAAUCUAGAUCACCACUGAGACGCAGCAAUUGCAACGAAAGAGAAAUGUACAACAUUGGACGCUACCAUCCAGGCCAUCUGAAGCACAGUGUAUAUGUUGGAAACGUUAGCUGCCUGGUGACCGAAAGGGAAAUCGAAGACAUGUUCGCCCGUUUCGGCCGGCUUUCAAAUGUCGAUUUUUCUCGUUACAAACGAAACGGCGAAAUUUAUUUCGAUUACACCAAUCGCGAGCAUGCGUUUAAAGCACUGGAAAUGAACAACGUUAAAAUAUCGGGUCGCCGUCUGCGGGUGGCUUUCAAUAUGGAUAAACCAGCGAUCCGAGAGGGAUACACAGUUUACUUUAUAUUGAGACAACCGACCGAUGAGCAGACAAUCUAUGAAUCAUACGCAUCGUACGGCGAGAUUGAUUUUAUAUGGUAUCCAGAGAAAGAAUUAUUCGGUACCGUUUCAUUCCGACGGACUGACGAUGCAAACGAUGCACUUGCAGUGAAUAAGCUCAUCAAUGGAACACCGAUAACUUCGAGACCGUUUGUAGAUCGGGUAAAUUUCGCUAAAAGAAAGAUCGCUACCUAA
Molecule: messenger RNA, 3763 nt
Organism: Anopheles marshallii
Lineage: Eukaryota; Metazoa; Arthropoda; Insecta; Diptera; Culicidae
Exons: 8
Coding region: 56-3763 (1235 amino acids)
Cellular component (GO): cytoplasmic stress granule; nucleus; cytosol
Molecular function (GO): poly(A) binding; mRNA 3'-UTR binding; poly(U) RNA binding
Source: RefSeq, a predicted model, not a curated record